Cydia splendana is the source of this 794-nucleotide messenger RNA. Its product is annotated as trypsin CFT-1-like. Bases 15 to 794 code for a protein of 259 amino acids. The transcript is spliced from 4 exons. Gene Ontology annotation, molecular function: serine-type endopeptidase activity. The record is from RefSeq and is a predicted model, not a curated record. Gene Ontology annotation, biological process: proteolysis. NCBI's taxonomy places the organism in Eukaryota, Metazoa, Arthropoda, Insecta, Lepidoptera, Tortricidae.
UCAAGUUUGGAACCAUGCAUGUUGCUGUAUUACUUCUUGGGGUGGUUGUGGCCGUUUCGGCCUUACCCCGGACCGAACCCCCAAGCCAAAGGAUUGUGGGAGGCUCUCUGACCACCAUCGAAAUACACCCGUACCAAGCUGCGCUGCUAUCGACGUGGGAUUUGAACUUUUUCAGCCAGAGCUGCGGGGGCACCAUCCUGAACAACAGAUCUAUUCUCACCGCGGCUCACUGCUUCUGGUAUUUUACCGACGCCAUUCGCCACCGCGUCCGCGUCGGUUCCACCUACGCGAACAGCGGCGGCGUCGUCCACACUGUCUUCCAGAAUAUGCUCCACCCCAGCUUCAACCGCAACACCCUCGACAGCGACGUCGCAAUCGUCCGACUGGCCUCCAUUAUCACUUUCAACAACCAGGCCCGCGCGGGAUCCAUCGCUGGUGCUAAUUACAAUGUUGCUGAUAAUCAAGCUGUUUGGGCUACUGGAUGGGGUGCUACAACGUUCAAUGGUCCAGCCUCCGAACAACUCCGUCACGUCCAAAUCUGGACUGUGAACCAAUCGGUCUGCGUGGCUCGCUACAACGAGCUUCGUCUGGUGGUGACCGAUAACAUGCUGUGUUCCGGCUGGCUGGACGUCGGCGGCCGUGACCAGUGCCAGGGCGACUCUGGCGGCCCUCUCAUCCACAACGGUGUCGUUGUCGGUGUCUGCUCUUGGGGACAUCAGUGCGCCGUUGCCAGGUAUCCUGGCGUUAACGCUAGGGUAUCCAGGUUUACUGCCUGGAUCACGGCCAAUGCCUAA